GGAGAGGAAUAAGGAGACGCUGGAAACGCAGACCUCAGACCAGCCCGCCUCGCAGCUCCGCUCCCGGUGUCCUUGGACAAAUCUGACCGCGGAUCAGCGCCACCGGUCUUACCUCCACGCUACGAGUCGCACCAACGGGAGCUCGGGAGCAGAGGCAAGCGAGACGCAUCCGCAGCACACCGCGACGAGGGAUCGGACGCUGUGACGGAAAAGGCACCGGAAUCAACGGGGGAAAAAGGCUGGUAGGAGCAACGGAGCGGAGUCCAACGACAAAACAAGAAAGACAAAACAGAUUUUUUUUUGUGGUUCCUUCUCCCUGUCAGAGUAGAGAGGGUCUGUCCCCGCUCACGGAGAAGCGUACUGCGAAGCUAAUUCCCAGCGUUUCCUAUUCCUGGCUGCGGGAGAGAGCUCCUCGAGCCCCAUUUAUCCACAGAGCUAGCGGAAUGCACUGCUAGCAGGCUAGCCGAGGUUAGCUAGCUAAUUAGCUCGUCAGGCAUCCAGGAGACGGGCGUUUGAUCUUUGGUGAAGGAGGGCACCGUUUGGCGUCGUUUUUACUUUUUUUUUUUUAGGUGGGUAGGAGGUGGGGAGCUGUACCUUAAUGUGUUUUGUCCAGAACCCUGGCAUGAUGUUCAGCCUCCAAUAGCUAACGCCAAGUUAGACAAUAAACAGUACCAGCUGCCUUUUUUUAUUGGUGUGAACCAGUUCUUUGGGAAGAGAACAAAUCCACCGUGAGUAUCGAGCUGUGUGGACGAGUCCAACGGGGGGGGGGAAACUGACUUUUGACUGGUGACCGCCCGCCGUCCAAUGUUAAUGUCGACCGACGUUGCAUCCAUUCUGCUACCCGUUAGUCGGGGAAUAAUGGAGCGGGACAUGGAUACGGCAGCGGGAGCCCUCGCGAACGCGGCCGGGGGUCCGGCAGCUGUCCGCGGGAUGAAGCGAGGGGACCCGGAGCCCGACGCCCAAACAGCCGCUGCCCUGACCGACUUGGCCGAGGCGGAGUGCAAGAGAGCCCGGAUAGACGGGACCGGAGGUGUCGUUGGCGACAUUGGACAGAACAAUGAGCCUUUAAACCCUGGUUUCCAUGGAUACCCACCUCACAGUCAGGGUUCUCAGGAUUCGACAGGAGGACAGGAGGGAUUGGUGGCCCCGCCCUUUUCAGCGUUCCCCCCUCCACCGCCUCCUCAGAACGGGCUCCCAGGGACAGAGUUCGGCCCCGGGGCCAUGUUUGUCGGCGGGGGCACGGCAGACGUGGGGGCGGGUGCUAAUGGUGCCCCCUCCACCAGCCCCACCAGCAGCAACAACGGAAAGACAGAGGAGUUGCCCCAGGGCGAUGUGGGUGUACAAUGCGGCACAGGAGGCACGGGGGGAGGAGGCUCUGUGGAAGACCCCUCAGAGGCCAAAGGGACCCCCAAACGCCUCCACGUCUCAAACAUCCCCUUCCGCUUCCGCGACCCUGACCUCAGGCAGAUGUUUGGGCAAUAUGGGAAGAUUCUGGAUGUAGAGAUCAUUUUCAAUGAGCGGGGCUCAAAGGGUUUCGGCUUUGUGACAUUUGAGACCAGCGCGGACGCAGAGAGAGCCAGGGAAAAGCUCCACGGCACGCUGGUGGAAGGUCGCAAGAUUGAGGUGAAUAACGCCACCGCCAGGGUGAUGACCAACAAGAAAAUGGUCAGCCCCUAUCCUAACGGGGAGGCUCUCAGCACGCUGCCCUACGCCGGGUGGAAAUUGAGUCCCAUGAUGGGCGCCGUGUACGGACCUGAGAUCUACGCAGAUCAGCUGCUGACGCACCUUCUUUCUCGUCCUUCAGUCCCAGGGUUCCCAUACCCCUCAGCGGCGGCCGCGGCGGCCACCACGGCGGCGGCGUUCCGCGGCGCCCACCUGCGGGGGCGGGGCCGGCCCGUCUACAGCGCAGUGCGGGCCGCCGUGCCUCAGCCCGCCAUCCCCACCUACCCCGGUGUGGUGUAUCAGGAUGGGUUUUACGGAGCUGCCGACUUGUAUGGAGGCUACCCUGCUGCUGCUGCUGCUGCCGCCGCCGCGUAUCGCUACGCCCAGCCCACCGCCGUAACCGGGGCAACCGCCGCAGCCUACAGCGACAGUUAUGGCCGGGUGUACACAACGGAUCCCUACCACGCCUUGUCCCCGGCCGCCGCUGCCUACGGAGUGGGAGCAAUGGCCAGUUUAUACCGGGCAGGGUACAGUAGGUUUGCUCCUUACUAAAAACCUCAAAUCCCAUCCAGAGAAAUUUCACACAUUGCUCCAAAACCCUAUUUUUUCAAGCUCUUUGUCCAGCAGCAGCCCCCCCCGCCCCCCCUCAACCCCGUCCACCCCCCCGCCCCGUUCUUCUGCAGGCGGACUAUAUUGGCGACCCGUGUGCUUAGUUUUUUCUUUCCCUUCGUGGCGAGGGAAGUCACACCAUCAACUUGAACUCUUGUCCCCGGAACAAAGGCCUAACAGGACUGUCCCGUGCUACUUUGAACUCCGGGGGGGGGGGGGGGCGGGGGCACAAUUUAGGACGGAUUUUAAAACACUACGGGACCUGGAAGGAGAGAGACUGCUGAUCCCGUGUGAUCCCGCUCACCUUUUUUCUUUUUUUCCCCCUAUACGGCUGAUCUUAGAAUAUAUACCACACACACACACACUCGCAUUCAAACACCAAGUACACGGUUUCCGCUACAUUUUCCUUUGAAUGUCGGUUUGCACGGGCACGGCCUCGCCAUCAAAGGUACGGAUCUCUUUAAACACUACGUGGAGGUGACACUGCGGAUGGAGGAAUCCUUCCCGUCGUGUUUCUGAGCCGGAGGGAAUCGGGACACAUCCGACUCAGCAGAAACCACUGUUGUCCUGGCAACAACAAACACCGUGUUGGAAAAUAAUCAAUUAUUUUUCCCUACGAAUUCACAAGGAAAGGAAAGAAAAAAAGGAGGAAAUGACAAGGAAAACCAACAGUGAUUUAUUUUUUCUGCUUUACCUCAGUUUUUCCUUCCUCUGUUUAGAAUUUGCAUAGAAGGUGGAAGCAUUCCUUUGUCCUUCUUCCCGCUCCACACACUUACUCUUACUGUACGUGCAACACUAAGAUGGGGUGCAGCUCCUCCCCCACGCAGCGGGACAGAUGCACGAAGCCCAUUGAACACGGAUGGACUCGACUUGGCGGAUUGGCGAGGAACGCCCACACGGGAAGCCCCGCCUCCGCUCUCCAGGCUCCAUCCCAACAGACUGGACCAGAAUAAACGCUGGACACGGAGAGAUGCAGUCACCUUGUGAAGCAUCAAGAAUCGUUUUACUAUUUAUACCCCCCCCCCCAGCCCUAUUUGUUUUAACGCCACAUUGUCCACAUCAUUUCUGAAUUUUUAAAUCCGUCAUCACGCUCUCUGGGAUCGUUUUAAAGUUCUCCUCAGCCGGCCCGUCUCUGCCCCAUAUUUAUCACGUCUCCGUAUACUCUCACUAUGUUGUUGUUGCUAUUAUUUGCCUUUUUUGGUUCCAAAGAUUUUCUGAAGAAAGCACAUUAGUUUUUGGUCCUGAUGUAUUUCUUAGGUUUGUGGUUGAUGUUUUUUUUUUUUUUUUUUUUGGUGUGCCUUUUUUAUUUUGUUAUAUUUUUAUCUAAUCUGUCAGUCAAAGCUGCAUCUUUCAGCCCAGUGUGGAAACAGCUGCGCGCUAAGCAAGCUAUUGAAGGGUCGUCUACAAAAAUACGAUUUGUGGAAAGAAAACCAACCAACCUGGUUUAAUUGAAAUGAGUUUACACUCAUCGAUUGGCUUCUUGUUUCUCUCCAGUUAGCGCAGGAAGCGCGCGGCGCAGGAAGCGCGCGGCGCAGGAAGCGUGCGGCGCCGUGCGGAGGCGUUUGCUGCAGACUCAGACAUCAGAGCAGAUGAAUCCUGAGGGACGAGCAGACACUUUGUGCUGCGUCAGCCAUUAGAGCCAAACCGUGCACGCCAUGUCGAAAGCGCCCCGCGGCCCCAGCAGUGGCCACCUCCAAACAACAGGACAAUGCGCGGGGGGGGGGGUUGGAUGCAGGGACACUGCGGGAUGAAGGUGAGAAGCUGAGCCCUCCAUCGUUAGCUAACGUCCUCUCUUGUUCUUUUCAGGGUGGCACACGCGGUGCAAGGAAAGUGGGUGGGGGGGGUAAUGUUUUUGUAUGAUUGUGUAAACCGUGUGCAGUAGGUCCAAUAUUUUUGACGCGCAUUACCUCUUUUUUUGUGUCUUAUUAUUCCUUAUAAGUAUUACCAGAAGUGUUGCUAUGCAUGCUUUUGUGAGAGAGGAGGGUGUCGGCCAGAGAACCUUUCAUUUUAAGUGCAUGAAUUCAAAUCAUAGUGCUGGAGGAGGAGGAGGGGGGGGGGGUAUAUUAACAUAGCAGAAUAAAGGAAAGAACUCUGGCGUUAUGUGAGGCGAGGGUAAGGGCUGGGGGUGGGACCUCAGUAAAAGAGGCAGAAGUCCGGGGUGAGAUGCUUCAAAUAAUCCGGGUCAUCGCCGCUCUGCGUAUCUGUAGCCAGCCGGAGGUGUGAAGUGUAGUUUGGUACUCCCAGCCCCCCCUCCCCUCCCCGACGCCCCCCCUCGGUUUACCUUUAUGAUGAUCAAAUAAAAGAAAACCCGAGAAAUAUAACCACAAUGACACGAUGGUGAUUACGAUGCAAAUAUGAGAGAUAACUCGGGGCAGAGCUGAAGCUGGUGAGCCCCCCCCCCGACCCCCCCCCCCCCCCGCACUGUGCCCGAGUCAACGCAGUAGGAGUUCUUAUUUUUUUGUACAGGGAUCUCACGAAUGAGUUUGAAUUGCAUGUGGAUUGUUUUUGUUUGGUCAAACGUCACAUGCUCUUAAAAGCUCAUUUAUCCAAGUGAUUCUUUUCAAUAAGUGACAUGUAUUUUCUCACAUGUUUUAUUUUUGCCAUCCUUGUGUCUGCCUUCUGUUUAUCCUCUUCAUUAUUAUUGAAUGUAUAUAAUAAAUAAACUGUUUGGUUUUUA
Pungitius pungitius (ninespine stickleback) is the source of this 4948-nucleotide messenger RNA. RefSeq names its product RNA binding protein fox-1 homolog 2-like. Gene Ontology annotation, molecular function: mRNA binding. NCBI's taxonomy places the organism in Eukaryota, Metazoa, Chordata, Actinopteri, Perciformes, Gasterosteidae. The transcript is spliced from 13 exons. The record is from RefSeq and is a predicted model, not a curated record. The coding region runs from base 805 to 2214 and encodes 469 amino acids. Gene Ontology annotation, biological process: regulation of alternative mRNA splicing, via spliceosome; nervous system development. Gene Ontology annotation, cellular component: cytoplasm; nucleus.